Molecule: messenger RNA, 1895 nt
Organism: Papaver somniferum (opium poppy)
Lineage: Eukaryota; Viridiplantae; Streptophyta; Magnoliopsida; Ranunculales; Papaveraceae
Product: shaggy-related protein kinase alpha
Exons: 13
Coding region: 327-1556 (409 amino acids)
Biological process (GO): signal transduction; protein phosphorylation
Cellular component (GO): cytoplasm
Molecular function (GO): protein serine/threonine kinase activity; ATP binding
Source: RefSeq, a predicted model, not a curated record
ACGAAGUAUUUUACUUUUUCUUCUUUUCUUUCUGUCUCGAAGAAAAAAACAUGUUUUAGGGCUCUUCCCCCUUUUUGACUCAUUCCCCACCGAAACCAGUUUUUUCUUUUUGGGAGGAGACGUGGAUCUAUUAAUCUCUACUUUCCUUCUUCAUUUUCAGAUUAUCCUCAUCCGAUCGGUAUAUUUUUCCUUAUAUAUUGCUUUUAGUUUUAGCAAUAAUUUGGUGUUUUUUUCUUCUAUUUUGGGCGUAUGGAUUGGUUUUUUUGAGGUCAAGACUUAAUUUAUCAAGGUGGUUGAACGAGAACUGCCAACUGCUGUUUUAAUUAAUGGCUUCAGUCAGCAUGGCGCCCACUUCUGGGCUCAGAGAAACCAGUGGUAAUAAUGCCGGUGUUGAUAAGUUGCCCGAAGAAAUGAAUGAUAUGAAAAUUAGAGAUGAGAAGGAGAUGGAAGCAACCGUUGUUGAUGGAAAUGGUACAGAAACAGGACAUAUCAUUGUGACGACUAUUGGUGGAAGAAAUGGCCAGCCAAAGCAGACAAUAAGCUAUAUGGCAGAGCGUGUCGUGGGACAUGGGUCGUUUGGAAUUGUGUUUCAGGCCAAGUGCUUAGAAACUGGUGAAACUGUUGCCAUAAAAAAGGUCCUUCAAGACAAGAGGUACAAAAAUCGUGAGCUGCAGACCAUGCGUCUGUUAGAUCACCCAAAUGUUGUGUCGCUGAAGCACUGUUUCUUUUCAACAACCGAAAAAGACGAGCUUUAUCUUAACCUGGUGCUUGAGUAUGUACCUGAGACCGUUCACCGUGUCAUCAAGCACUACAACAAGAUGAACCAACGAAUGCCAUUGAUAUACGUAAAACUCUAUACAUACCAGAUUUGUAGGGCAUUGGCUUAUAUCCAUGGUAGUAUUGGAGUAUGUCACAGAGACAUUAAGCCUCAAAAUCUUUUGGUAAAUCCGCAUACUCAUCAGCUGAAGUUGUGCGACUUUGGAAGUGCUAAAGUUUUGGUAAAAGGAGAGCCAAACAUAUCAUACAUUUGCUCUAGGUAUUACAGAGCACCGGAGCUUAUAUUUGGAGCCACUGAGUACACUUCAGCCAUUGACAUCUGGUCUGCUGGCUGUGUUCUUGCAGAGCUACUCCUUGGACAGCCUCUCUUUCCUGGCGAAAGCGGAGUUGACCAGCUUGUUGAAAUUAUCAAGGUAUUGGGUACCCCAACUAGGGAGGAAAUCAAGUGCAUGAAUCCUAACUACACAGAGUUUAAGUUUCCACAAAUUAAAGCUCACCCAUGGCACAAGAUAUUUCAUAAGCGAAUGCCACCAGAAGCUGUUGAUUUGGUGUCAAGACUUCUGCAGUACUCUCCCAACCUACGUUCCACAGCUUUGGAGGCCUUGAUGCAUCCGUUCUUUGAUGAGCUACGUGAUUCAAGCAGUCGCCUUCCUAAUGGACGUCUCUUACCCCCACUCUUCAACUUUAAACCUCACGAACUGAAGGGAGUGCCAGCGGAGAUUUUAGUGAAGUUGGUCCCCGAGCACGCGCGAAAGCAAUGCCCAUUCCUUGGUUUGUGAUUUCAAUCUGCAUAUGCAUAGUAAAAUGCCUCACCUUGAUUACCAAUUAUCAUAUGUAAGCUUCCGUAAUUUUCUCUUCUUUUUCCAUAGUGUUUCUACUUUGUUGUAAUAGCAGAAUAAGAAAGUUUCUGCUUAGGUUUUACCUUCAAAUAUCAAUGUGUGGAGAUGUAUGUUGCUGACCGAUGUUGCUAAACGGCCAAGACAGAUUGUAACAUUAUUGUAUGUAGAUUUAAGAAGAAAACAUAACUUUUUCUUCCCACCUCAGCGAUGCAUUGUAAAGGGAGAUUCAUGAAUCAUGGAUGCCGGGAGUUGGUGAUAAUAAUAUGUGGUUUUUAUGCA